AUGGAGGGAGCUAGUGGAAGCAGCAACUCGGAUCCCCGAUUCGAGUUUCUUGGAUCGUUUGUGCAGAAAACUCUCAAGUUGAAGCCGGAAAAAUGGCACCGAUUAGUCACAUUAGAAGAGCACAAGACAGUACUAAAAGAGUUUUUUGAUAAUCAAGCAUCAUUAGUUUUGAUAAUUAUACUCACACCUUCAGCACAGUUGAUUCCAUUAGUCAGCUUCCCUAUGGUACAACUAAAAAAUAAAGGAGUUUACUUCGUUAAAAAGAACACUAUAGAAGUUCCCCGCGAAGGAUGCAAGGAUUGCCUAGUGGUAGGUGAUUUAGCAACCCGCACCAUCGACCAGCUAUCGUGCCUCGUAGAUGAGAUCUUCGUUCCGUUGCUAUCGAACUCAGACAACCACCAAGGGUGGCCGGAAAUGGUCGCACAAGACGUCCAAAAACAGGUCCACAGCCUGAAGAGCACCGUCUAUCAAGUCCAGGGUCAAGUUAGUGGACAGACCGUUCUACCAAUGCCCGUCGGAGUUGAUAAAUGCGUGCAAACCGCAAAAGAGCUUGUAGUCAAUGCGGAGUGUUCGAUCAAUCUCUACCUCAAGAGUGCGAUCGAAGGCGUUGUUAUUAAAUGGGCCACCCAGGUGAACGACGUAAUGCUCGAGUCAAGCGCAAAUGCGUUCAACGGUGGGCAAAAUCCAGUGCCUUCCGCAGAAAUCAGUUUUUGGAACAACCGUUUGAAAAAUCUCACCUACAUCUACGAGCAGCUACGCCACGAACGGAUUCGAAGCAUGGCACUUAUACUAGAAUUCACCGACAGUGCAUACUAUCCCUGUUUUAAAACACUCUUUAAAAAUGUAGUCACCGCUUUGGCGGAAGCACGUGAUAUUACACUGUAUCUGAAUCCACUUACACGCCAUUUCCAGCAACUAGAGGACACCGAAUUUUCCGAAUGUAAGGUGUUAUUGAAACCACUGAUGCACGUGGUGUGCCUGAUUUGGUCCAAUUCGCUGUACUAUUGUCACUCGGCAAAGCUAAUCGUAUUGCUCAGGCAAAUUUGUAAUCUGAUCAUACAACAGGCCAAACGCUUCCUCGACCCAUCGUCCAUCUUUCACACCGACAUCGACGAGGCAAUGCAGCGCAUAUCGCUGUCGAUUCAAAUUCUCAAGUACUUCCGUACCGUGUACGAUGAAUACAAAGAUAAUAUUGCUCCGUUCUUUAAAGAACGCCCUGUGGUCAACUGGACUUUCCACCCGAACGCGGUCUUUGAACGAUUCAAUGCGUUCCUCGAACGACUGUUUACCAUACAGUGGUUCUUUAAUACGGUCAUUGAGUUUCUGAAGCUUGAGAAGGUUGAAAUCGGAGGCCUCAAAGGUCGGGCCCUCAGUGCCCGCAUCACCGGCGUGUCGGUCGAGUUCAACCAGUGCUUCUCGGUGUUCGCAUCCAAGACCUACGACGUGCUGGACCCGGACGAUCCAACGUUCAAGGAAGAUUUCGUUAAAUUCCAAGAUCGCAUCCUAGAGUUGGACUUGAAGUUGGCGGCCAUUCUCUGUCAGGCAUUCGACGACUGUCACAAUCUGGAGAGCGUUUUUAAGUUGAUUAGCAUUGUGGGAACAGUGCUAGAUCGACCGAAGAUUCGGGAAGAAUUUACUGGUAAAUAUCGGCAAAUUCUGUACAUGAUUGAUGAAGAGCUGAGUACCUGUGAGGACAUUUUCGACAUGCAGAUGGAACAUUACCGCAAGGAUGGACACAUCUUCGUCGAUAGAAGCGCGCCGCCAGUGACGGCUAGCUUACGUUGGGUGCUACAGCUGACUAACCGUAUUACCACACCGAUUAAGCAGUUUCAAACUCUGCAGCAUCCAGUGGUUCAAUCUGACGAAGGCCUAGAAUUGAUUGUACGUUUCGAAGAGUUGAUCAGAAAACUGAAGGAGUUCGAGAGAUCGAUCUUCGACACUUGGGCGGCCACCGUAGAUGGAACGAUCGAGGAAAAUUUAGACAAACCGUUAAUCGUAAGGAAGCGAAACAGUGCCGAGCUGUCGUUAAACUUCAGUCCUCAGUUGUUCGCUAUCUUGCGCGAAGUUCACUACCUUCGUUUAAUGGAAAAGGAAGACAUUCCAGAACGUGGAUUGGAAUUUUCCAACAAGAGCGACAUAUUCCGCACGUACACAUUGAACCUGGAGAAGACAGUCGAAUGGUAUAAUAAAAUACGACGUACCUGCACCGAAGUGGAGCUCGAACUGAUCAAGGAUGAAAUAAAGAUGAUAGAUGAACUGUUGAAGCGGGCGAUCGAUGAACUUACUUGGAAUUCGGACGACAUCACUGAGUACAUGAUCAAGAUUCGCAGCCCCGUAGAGCAACUGCAAAGUCGCAUGCACAGCAUUCAAACGAAUCUAAAGGAAAUCCGAUCACUGAUGUCAUCUUGGGUUAAGCAACCUCUGUUCGAACGCAAGGAUUCCAAGAAAGACACCGUUCUUUGCCUAGAGGAACGAAACGAUCGGAAAACCAAACGAUACACGGAGCUGGAAGCAGCAGCCAGUAAGGUACACCAACUACUGGAGGCCAACAUGCACCUGUUUGGUAUGGAAGACAAGCAGGAUGAUGAAAAUUGGAUAAAAUAUGUACACUUUGUUGACAACAUAGUUUACGAGAACCUCCUAUUUAUGAUUGGAAUUAGUAUGGGGUAUCUUGUUGAAAACAUGGACCCCGGCAAUAAUCUAGCACCGUUAUUUGAAUCCAGACUAGAACUUCUAGAACCAGAUCUGGUGUUUGUGCCCUCACUUAAUCCUACCGAUCCGAAUGGUUUUAACUUUUUACUAGCAAGCUUAGUAACCGAUAUUACUUAUAUGUCAUCAUUAAUUCCUAGACUGCUGAAAAAGGCAGGUAAAUCUUAUGAAGAGGUCAUUUUGGACAACACAGAUAUUCAAGAUAUGAAGGUGGAAAUUCUACAAGGCGUGGACAGAGUGAUACAGGAGGCUGCUCAAUUCUGCGGCGACUUUGAGCGAUACAGCUAUCUAUGGCUGGAAGAUCGAGAGUACAGCAUGGAAAUUUUCCUAGAGUACGGUCGCCAGCUAGAGGCAGAUGAACUCGAAUUGAUAGCCAAUAAAGAUCCCGAUGCUCCUCAGCCUUGUCCACCUAUUAUCGAAGCCUUUCGCGAGCAGAUCGAUCACUACGAAUCAUUAUAUCUAGAGAUAGAAAAGAUUGAACCGUUUCAAAUUUUUAACGCAUGGUUUCAAGUAGACGUGAGACCUUUUAGACAGUCACUUUUAAACAUAGUUAGAAAGUGGGGCAACAUGUUUAAGGAUCACCUAGUCACAAAUGUCACCUAUAGUCUAACGGAUUUGGGCAACUUUAUCAGGAAAGCAGACGAAGGGCUGCUGCAGAUUGUCAAGGAAGGAGAUUAUGAUGGUUUGGUUAAUAUUAUGGCUUAUCUACUGCACGUUAAAGAACGCACCGCAACCACCGAUGAGAUGUUUGAACCGAUGAAGGAAACUAUCGAGCUACUUAAAUACUACGACAUGGACAUCCCCGAAGAGGUCAAUGUGUAUUUGCAGGAGCUACCUGAACAGUGGGCUAAUACGAAAAAGAUUGCGCUUACCGUUAAGCAGCAGGUGGCACCACUGCAAGCGAACGAGGUUGUUGGCAUACGAAACCGUAUAGCCGCAUUCGAUCUGCACAUUACCCUGUUUAGGGAUAUCUUCCGGACAUACGAAUUUUUCAAAUAUAACUGUGAAUGGCCAUACAAGCUGAUGAACCGUAUCAACGGGGAUAUCGAGCGACUGGAAAAGGAUAUGUCCGAUAUUCACGAAUCCGGAAGCCUCUUCGAAGUGACCGUUCCCGAGUUUAAACUGCUGAAGCAAUGUCGCAAGGAAAUGAAAAUGCUGAAGCAACUGUGGGAUUACGUUUUCAUUGUUCGCACCAGUAUUGAGGACUGGAAAACAACUCCAUGGAGAAAGGUCGACGUUGAAAAUAUGGACAUCGAGUGCAAAAAGUUCGCCAAGGACAUACGCUUGCUGGAUAAGGAGAUGCGCCCUUGGGACACUUAUAUGACGCUGGAGGCGACUGUCAAAAAUAUGCUAACUUCGUUGCGAGCCGUCGGAGAACUGCAGAAUCCAGCGAUUCGAGAGCGGCACUGGAAUCAGCUGAUGACUUCGACGAAGAGUUUAGCCAAUCUGCCGCCCGAGAUUACAGUUCAAUUCAUAAUGGACAAAAACACCACCCUAUCGGACCUACUUGCUCUGAAUCUACACGAAUGCGAAGAAGAGGUGAAAAACAUCGUCGACAAAGCCGUCAAGGAAAUGUCGAUGGAAAAAAUUCUGCGCGAUUACAACUCCACCUGGUCAACAAUGGAGUUUGAGCAUGAAAUUCACCCGCGAACCGGAUGCUCCCUUCUAAAAGCCUCCGAAGAACUGAUUGAAACCUUAGAAGAAAAUCAAGUCGUACUGCAAAACUUGAUGACAUCGAAAUUUGUCGCUCACUUCCUCGAGGAAGUUUCUGCCUGGCAGAAAAAACUUACCACCGCCGAUCAAGUAAUCACGGUUUGGUUCGAGGUACAACGUACCUGGACACAUUUGGAGUCAAUUUUCAUGAGCUCAGAGGACAUCCGAAAGCAGCUGCCAGUUGAUUCGGCCCGAUUUGAUCAAAUCGACGCUGACUUUAAGGUUAUGAUGGAAGAAAUGUCCAAAACCUCCAACGUUAUCCACGCAACUAACCGUGAGGGUCUUUGUGAGAAGUUGGAUGGUCUUCAGAGUCAGCUGACCUUGUGCGAGAAAGCACUGGCAGAAUAUCUGGAAACAAAACGGCUCUAUUUCCCGCGUUUCUAUUUUGUGUCCUCUGCCGAUCUGUUGGAUAUCCUGAGCAAUGGAAACCGGCCGGAAGUUGUGUGCAAACAUCUAACAAAACUUUUUGAUUCCAUCGCGAAUUUGAAAUUUCAAGCUGACGAAGAAAACACCAAACGUGCACUUGGGAUGAUUGCUAAGGAUACGGAAUUCGUAAAGUUUUUCGAACUGUGUCACUGUACCGGAGCGGUUGAAGUCUGGUUAAACCAGGUUCAAGCUUCGAUGCGAUCUUCUCUAAGAGGCUACAUCGCCGAUGCUGUUGUCGCCUACGAGGAAAAACAACGAGAACACUGGCUGUUUGAUUACCCUGCCCAGGUAUCUCUUUGUGGCACACAAAUCUGGUGGACCACCGAAGUGGACAUUGCCUUCAACCGUCUAGAAGAAGGCUACGAUAACGCUAUCAAAGAUUACUACAAGAAACAAAUCUCCCAAUUAAGUACCUUGAUUACCCUGCUAUUAGGGGAGCUGACCAAGGGAGAUCGUCAAAAGAUUAUGACUAUCUGCACAAUUGACGUCCACUCGCGAGAUGUCGUCAGCAAGUUGAUCCAAUCGAAAGUUGAGAGUGCGUCGGCCUUCCAAUGGCAAUCUCAGCUGCGCCAUCGUUGGGAUGACGUUGAGAAAGAUUGUUUUGCAAAUAUUUGCGAUGCCCAGUUUCGCUACAGUCACGAAUAUCUGGGUAACACACCGCGUCUUGUGAUUACCCCAUUGACUGAUCGCUGUUACAUCACGCUGACGCAAUCGUUGCAUCUUGUGAUGGGCGGAGGACCCGCUGGGCCGGCUGGAACCGGCAAAACGGAAACAACCAAAGAUCUCGGAAGAGCACUGGGAAUCAUGGUGUACGUAUUCAACUGUUCCGAACAGAUGGACUACAAGUCGUGCGGAAACAUUUACAAAGGGCUUGCGCAAACCGGAGCAUGGGGAUGCUUCGAUGAGUUCAAUCGAAUUUCGGUUGAGGUACUGUCAGUCGUUGCGGUGCAGGUGAAGUCAGUCCAGGACGCUAUCCGCGACAAGAAGGAGAAGUUUAAUUUUAUGGGAGAGAUCAUCGCUUGCGUACCGACGGUGGGCAUCUUCAUUACAAUGAAUCCCGGUUACGCUGGUCGUACCGAAUUGCCGGAGAAUCUAAAGGCCUUGUUCAGACCAUGUGCUAUGGUUGUACCUGAUUUCGAAUUGAUUUGCGAAAUUAUGCUGGUCGCUGAAGGUUUUCAGGAUGCUCGAGUACUGGCCCGAAAGUUUAUCACUCUUUACACUUUGUGUAAAGAAUUGCUAUCAAAACAGGAUCACUACGAUUGGGGUUUGCGGGCUAUUAAAUCCGUGCUUGUUGUCGCCGGUUCGCUAAAGCGCGGUGACCCUGGCCGCCCUGAGGAGGAAGUUUUAAUGAGAGCUCUACGAGAUUUCAAUAUUCCCAAGAUUGUUACCGACGAUAUGCCUGUGUUUAUGGGUUUGAUCGGCGAUUUGUUCCCGGCUUUGGAUGUCCCACGAAAGCGCGAUAUGGAGUUCGAGAAAACUGUGAAACAAGCAACGCUGGAUCUUGCCUUGCAACCGGAGGAUAAUUUCAUUCUCAAAGUUGUCCAAUUAGAAGAGUUGCUAGAAGUGCGACACUCGGUCUUCAUCGUCGGCAAUGCUGGCACAGGAAAGACCCAAGUUUGGAAAACGUUAUACAAAACUUAUCAGAAUAACAAGAAGAAACCCAUUUUCAACGACCUUAACCCGAAAGCAGUGACCAAUGAUGAGCUGUUCGGAAUCAUCAAUCCAGCCACCAGAGAAUGGAAAGACGGCCUCUUCUCGGUCAUAAUGCGCGAGCAAGCCAGUUUGACUGGCGAUAAUCCCAAGUGGAUUAUUCUGGACGGUGAUAUUGAUCCUAUGUGGAUCGAGAGUUUGAACACUGUUAUGGAUGACAAUAAGGUAUUGACGCUAGCAUCUAAUGAGCGAAUCGCUCUGACACCGUACAUGAGACUCAUAUUCGAAAUAUCAAACUUGCGAACUGCAACUCCAGCAACGGUUUCACGUGCUGGAAUUCUUUACAUAAAUCCACAGGAUUUGGGCUGGAAUCCGUACGUUACAAGUUGGAUCGAAACCCGUACGAUCCCCGCGGAAAAGUCCAAUCUGGUGAUUUUAUUCGACAAGUACAUCCCAUCCUGCUUGGACAACAUACGAACACGAUUCAAGAAGAUCACACCGAUCGCCGAGAUGGCGCACAUCCAAAUGCUUUGUCACUUAUUGGAGUGUCUUUUGAUCCCAAUCAAUACUCCCGCUGAUUGUCCGAAGGAGUGGCAUGACUUAUAUUUUGUGUUCUCGUGCGUGUGGGCAUUUGGUUCAGCUAUGUUCCAAGACGCGGCUAUCGAUUAUCGUGUAGAGUUUAGCAAAUGGUGGGUCAACGAGUUCAAAACCGUUAAAUUUCCACCGACGGGAACGGUGUUCGAUUACUUUAUCGAUACGGAAACUAAACACUGGACUUCGUGGACGGAAAUAUUGCCCAAAUUUGAAAUGGACUGUGACCAACCGCUGCAAGCUGUGUUGGUGCACACUUCGGAGUCCAUCCGGCUGAGGUUCUUCCUCGAUCUACUGAUGGAUCGUUCGCAUCCAGUGAUGCUUGUCGGCAUCGCAGGCUGUGGCAAAACCGUUGUUGUUAAUGAAAAAUUAUCCAAUCUAUCGGAGAGCUUUGCAAUUGCGAACAUCCCUUUCAAUUUUUAUACCAGUUCUGAAAUGCUUCAAAAAGUUAUGGAGAAACCAUUAGAAAAGAAAGCGGGUCGUAACUAUGGGCCUCCCGGGAGUAAAACUUUAAUCUACUUUAUUGACGAUAUGAAUAUGCCUGAGGUGGAUGCCUACGGAACGGUUCAACCUCAUACACUGAUACGACAACAUCUGGACUACAGCCAUUGGUACGAUCGGAACAAACUUACCUUGAAAGACAUCCACAAUUGCCAGUACGUGUCAUGUAUGAAUCCUACCUCGGGUAGUUUCACUAUCAAUCCAAGACUUCAGCGGCACUUUAGCGUUUUCGCCGUAAGCUUUCCGGGAUCCGAGGCCGUUACCACCAUCUAUCAUUCGAUCCUUCUUCAGCACUUUGCGAACGCUGAACAGAAGUUCAACAUAGCUGUAACUAAAAUAUCGCAAAAUAUUGUCGCAGCCAGUUUGGCUCUGCACUCUAAAGUGGCACAAGUGUUUCUUCCGACCGCCAUCAAGUUUCACUACGUUUUUAAUCUACGUGAUCUAACUAAUGUUUUUCAGGGUUUACUAUUCAGCACGAAUGAUUGUCUAAUGACUUCCAGCGAUUUUAUCCGACUUUGGUUACACGAAACUCAGCGUGUUUACGGCGAUAAGCUUCUGGAUGAUAAAGACAUCGACAGUUUUACUAAGAUGCAAAACGACUUGGUAAAGAAGUCAUUCGAAGAAAUCGACGAAUCGAUUGUGUUUGACAAGCCCAACAUCUAUUGCCACUUCGCGGGUGGUAUUGGUGAGCCGAAAUACAUGCCUAUCACCGAUUGGGGAGUAUUGACGAAACUGCUACAGGAAGCAAUGAUGUCCUACAACGACUUGAUCGCUGCUAUGAACUUGGUGCUCUUUGAAGAUGCGAUGAUGCAUGUGUGCAGAAUAAACCGAAUUCUAGAAUCCCCUCGCGGAAGUGCAUUGCUAGUAGGAGUAGGUGGUAGUGGAAAGCAAUCUCUUAGUCGGCUGGCUGCCUUUAUCUCCAGCUUGGAAGUUGCGCAAGUUCAACUGAAGAAAGGUUACAGCGUUCAGGAUUUAAAGAAUGAGUUAUCCGGAUUGUAUCUCAAAGCCGGAAUGAAAAACGUCGGGAUCAUGUUUUUGAUGACCGACGCCCAAAUAUCGAGCGAAAGUUUCCUCGUUAUAAUCAACGAUCUACUCUCAUCCGGUGAAAUCGCAGACCUGUUCCCUGACGAUGAGGUAGAGAACAUAAUUUCCGGAGUAAGAAAUGAAGUUAAGGGAGCUGGUUUAGUAGACACUCGAGAGAAUUGCUGGAAGUUUUUCAUUGAUCGAGUUCGUCGUCAGCUCAAAGUGGUGCUAUGCUUCUCGCCGGUGGGAGUCACCCUGCGUGUUCGAUCACGCAAAUUCCCCGCGAUCAUCACCUGUACCCAGAUCAAUUGGUUCCACGAGUGGCCGCAGGAAGCUUUGAUGUCCGUGUCGUUGCGUUUCCUACAAGAGUUGACGAUCUUACCAGGCGAUUGCAAGGACUCAAUUGCACGGUUCAUGGCUUACGUACACACCUCGGUCAACUCGAUGUCCAAAGUUUACCUACAGAACGAACGACGGUACAACUACACUACUCCAAAGUCCUACCUAGAACAGAUCAGCUUGUAUGAUAAACUACUGAAAGAAAAACAUGGAGAGCUGCGUAAAAAGGUCGAACGUCUUGAAAAUGGUUUGGAAAAACUUCGAACCACCGCCGAUCAAGUUGCAACUCUGAAGCAAAAGCUGGCAGUUCAAGAAGUGGAACUCAAAGAAAAAAAUGAAGCAGCCGAUGCUUUGAUCGAAAUGGUUGGUGUCGAAACGGAAAAGGUACAAACCGAGAAAGCCAUAGCCGACGAAGAAGAGCAAAAAGUUGCAGUUAUUGCGCAGGAAGUUGCCAAGAAGCAACGCGAUUGUGAGGAAGAUCUAGUUAAAGCCGAACCGGCACUGAUUGCUGCUCAGGAAGCUUUGAACACCCUCAACAAGGCCAAUCUAACUGAGUUGAAGUCGUUCGGUUCGCCUCCUGGUGCAGUGACCAAUGUGACCGCCGCCGUUAUGGUCCUGCUAGCUCCGAAUGGGAAAAUUCCGAAGGAUCGCAGCUGGAAAGCUGCGAAGAUCGUUAUGGCCAAAGUAGACACCUUCUUGGAUAUGCUCAUCACUUACGACAAAGAACAUAUACAUCCAGAGAUUAUAAAAGCCAUUCAACCGUAUCUGAAAGAUAACGAAUUCGAUCCCGACUUUGUCCGCUCGAAAUCGGCCGCCGCUGCAGGUCUAUGUGCGUGGGUCAUCAACAUUAUCAAGUUUUACGAUGUAUAUUGUGAUGUAGAACCAAAGCGUCGUGCGCUUGCAGCGGCCAACGCAGAACUGUGUGCUUCACAGGAAAAAUUGGCGUGCAUUAAACGGAAAGUUACAUCCCUUGAAGAGCAACUAGCUAAAUUAACAGCCGAUUUUGAAAAGGCUACCGCUGAUAAAAUCCGCUGUCAGCAAGAAGCCGAUGCAACGCAAGCCACAAUCCAGCUCGCCAAUCGACUGGUAGGGGGUCUUGCCAGUGAAAAUGUGCGCUGGGCCGAGGCUGUGGCUGAGUUUAUGCAGCAGGCAACCACGUUACCCGGUGACAUAUUACUGAUAACUGCGUUCAUAUCUUACGUUGGCUGCUUUACGAAGCAGUUCCGACUAGAUCUUUUAAAUAAAAUGUGGCUUCCGUUUUUGCGAGCCCUCGAACCGGGUAUACCGAUUACAGACAGUCUUGAUCCAUUAAGAUUACUGACCGAUGACACUCAGAUUGCAACUUGGCAGAACGAAGGUUUGCCCAGCGAUCGAAUGUCUAUCGAAAACGCUACGAUUCUUUCCAACUCCGAUCGUUGGCCGUUGAUGAUUGACCCGCAGCUACAGGGUAUCAAAUGGAUCAAGCAAAAGUACGGCGACUUGCUGAAGGUCAUCCGACUGGGAACCAAGGGAUACCUGGAGAUCCUCGAAAAGGCACUGGCAAAAGGCAGCAUCGUGCUGAUUGAAAACAUCGGCGAAAACGUGGAUCCCGUCUUAGACCCACUGCUCGGAAGAAAUCUCAUCAAAAAAGGAAGGGCUAUCAAGAUCGGAGACAAAGAGGUGGAGUAUAACCAAGCUUUCCGAUUAAUUCUGCAUACGAAACUAGCGAAUCCGCACUACAAACCGGAAAUGCAAGCCCAAACAACCCUGAUCAACUUUACCGUUACCCGCGACGGUCUCGAAGACCAGCUGCUGGCUGAAGUCGUCAAAGCGGAACGCCCAGAUCUGGAGGAGCUUAAAGCAGACCUCACGAAGCAGCAGAAUGACUUUAAGAUCAUGCUAAAGAGGCUAGAAGAUGACCUCCUUUCGCGUCUCUCCUCAGCCGGUGGCAACAUCCUAGGAGACACAGCCCUGGUUGAGAAUCUCGAAACGACCAAAAAGACGGCUGCUGAAAUCGAGGAGAAGGUCACCGAGGCUAAGGUUACAUCAAAGGAGAUUGACGAAGCUCGUGAGCACUAUCGACCGGCAGCGGCCCGGGCCAGCCUGCUGUACUUCAUCCUUAACGAUCUAAAUACGAUCAACCCAAUUUACCAGUUUUCGUUGAAAGCAUUCAGUGUAGUCUUUCAGAAGGCAAUUUCAAGAGCAGAACCAGCCGAUACAGUCCCGAUGAGAGUAAACAAUCUAAUUGACUGCAUAUCAUUUUCAGUGUUUCAAUAUACGACACGUGGGCUCUUUGAAUGCGACAAACUUAUUUUCAUGUCCCAAAUGACUUUCCAGAUACUUUUGAUGAGCGAAGAGAUCACCCCCGCUGAGCUGGACUUUUUGCUGCGUUUCCCCAUUAAGCCUCAUGUUACCUCACCGGUAGAUUUUCUGACCAACAUGGCGUGGGGUGGCAUCUGCAGCUUGGCAUCGAAAGAUGAAUUCCGCAAUCUGGAUCGAGAUAUUGAAACUUCCUCCAAACGUUGGAAGAAACUGAUUGAAUCCGAAUGUCCGGAGAAGGAGAAGUUCCCGCAAGAAUGGAAGAAUAAAACCGCUUUACAGAGACUUUGCAUGAUGCGUGCCCUGAGACCGGACAGAAUGACCUAUGCAAUGACAGAUUUUAUAGAGGAAAAACUUGGUGCUAAGUAUGUAGAGAACCGCACCAUGGAGUUUGCCAAAUCAUUUGAAGAAACGAGCCCAUCAACACCGAUUUUCUUCAUUCUGUCGCCCGGUGUAAACCCGUUGAAAGACGUCGAAGCACUUGGCAAGCAACUCGGUUACUCCGCGGAUAACGGAAACUUCUACAACGUUUCGCUUGGUCAAGGCCAGGAGGUGGUAGCGGAAGCAGCCAUGGAUAAAGCGGCUACCGCUGGGCACUGGGUCGUUCUGCAGAAUAUUCAUUUAGUGAAAAAAUGGUUACCUUCACUGGAGAAGAAGUUGGAGUACUAUUCUGAGGGUUCCCACGAGAAUUACCGUGUUUUUAUGAGUGCCGAACCGGCUGCUACGCCGUCGGCCCAUAUCAUCCCUCAAGGCAUACUGGAAUCAUCAAUCAAGAUUACCAACGAACCACCAACAGGAAUGCAAGCCAACCUGCACAAAGCUUUGGACAACUUCACACAAGAAACGCUCGAAAUGUGUGGCAAAGAAGCCGAAUUCAAAGUGAUUCUAUUUUCGCUUUGCUACUUCCACGCAGUGGUCGCUGAGCGUCGAAAGUUCGGCCCACAAGGAUGGAACAAAAUUUAUCCCUUCAACGUCGGUGAUCUGAACAUCUCUGUAUCCGUAUUGUACAACUAUUUGGAAGCGAAUACCAAAGUCCCAUGGGAGGAUCUUCGCUACCUGUUCGGCGAGAUCAUGUAUGGUGGUCACAUCACCGACGACUGGGACCGUAGAACCUGCAUCACCUAUCUAGAAGAACUGAUGCAACCCGAUUUAGUUGACGGUGAGCUGUUCUUAGCACCUGGAUUCGCCGCUCCCCCGAAUACUGACUAUGCUGGCUAUCACGCCUACAUAGAUGAUGCAAUGCCUCCAGAAUCUCCAUACCUGUACGGAUUACAUCCGAAUGCGGAGAUCGGAUUCCUGACCACGACUUCAGAAAAUCUCUUCCGAACUGUUUUCGAAAUGCAACCUCGCGAAGCUGGAGCCGGAUCAGGAACUACGGUUACUCGAGAAGAUAAAGUCAAACAGGUAUUAGAUGAAAUUUUGGAGAAGCUACCCGAAGAAUUCAAUAUGGCCGAAAUAAUGGGCAAAGUUGAGGAACGCACACCGUACGUGGUUGUGGCCUUCCAAGAAUGCGAACGCAUGAACUACCUAACAGGCGAGAUCAAGAGAAGUCUGAAGGAAUUGGAUCUCGGUAUGAAGGGCGAGCUGACGAUAACUUCGGACAUGGAGGAACUGGAGAAUUCACUUUUCCUGGACCAGGUUCCUUCGAUCUGGUCUGCCCGGGCCUACCCAUCGUUAUUAGGCCUUACUGCGUGGUUUGUUGAUUUAUUGCUACGAUUGCGAGAAUUGGAAACUUGGUCUGCUGAUUUCGUGCUUCCAGUAUCGGUUUGGUUAGCAGGAUUUUUCAAUCCACAAUCGCUUUUGACUGCUAUAAUGCAGUCCACAGCGAGAAAAAAUGAGCUUCCUCUUGACAAAAUGUGUUUACACUGUGAUGUAACCAAAAAGCAAAAGGACGAUUUCACUGCUGGGCCAAGAGAAGGAGCUUACGUGCACGGAAUCUUCAUGGAAGGAGCGCGUUGGGAUGUCCAGCAGGGAAUAAUAAUGGAAUCAAAGCUGAAGGAGCUGUAUCCCCAGAUGCCUGUUAUAAAUAUAAGAGCUCUGACUCAAGACAAACAGGACCUGCGCAACAUGUACGAAUGCCCGGUUUACAAAACUAGAACUCGGGGACCAACAUACAUAUGGACAUUUAACCUAAAAACUAAAGAUAAACCAGCCAAAUGGACACUAGCUGGUGUUGCACUACUGUUACAAGUUUAG
This is a messenger RNA of Sabethes cyaneus, 13446 nucleotides long. It is a transcript of the gene Dhc93AB, whose product is annotated as dynein beta chain, ciliary. NCBI's taxonomy places the organism in Eukaryota, Metazoa, Arthropoda, Insecta, Diptera, Culicidae. Gene Ontology annotation, cellular component: dynein complex. Gene Ontology annotation, biological process: microtubule-based movement. The record is from RefSeq and is a predicted model, not a curated record. The transcript has 30 exons. Gene Ontology annotation, molecular function: minus-end-directed microtubule motor activity; ATP binding; dynein intermediate chain binding. Bases 1 to 13446 code for a protein of 4481 amino acids.